GCUAGUGGCAAAGUUUGGGAAUGAAAGAAAGGCUGUUGAGCUGCAAUGCUACUGCUUUGCGGAUUACAGUAACAUUUACACGUUGUUUUCUGUAAGCACCCAUCUCUACUGGAUUCAGCAGGAUCUAACUAAAGGUACGCAAUCCUGAGACAUGUCGGAGGACCUGAGCUCUCAACCCUGGUCCAUCAACAAGGAUGACUAUGAGCUGCAGGAGGUGAUCGGAAGCGGAGCUACGGCUGUGGUCCAGGCUGCCUACUGUGUGCCCAGGAAGGAGAAGGUCGCCAUCAAACGCAUCAAUCUGGAAAAAUGCCAGACCAGCAUGGACGAGCUCCUGAAAGAGAUUCAGGGGAUGAGCCAGUGUCACCAUCCCAACAUUGUGUCGUACUACACCUCGUUCGUGGUGAAGGAUGAGCUGUGGUUGGUCAUGAAGCUGCUCAGUGGUGGCUCUGUGUUGGAUGUUAUAAAGCACAUCAUUUCAAAAGGGGAACACAAGAACGGUGUACUGGAUGAACCCAGUAUAGCUACUGUGCUGAAAGAGGUCCUUCAGGGUCUUGAGUACCUUCACAGAAAUGGACAGAUCCACAGGGAUCUCAAAGCUGGAAACAUUCUGCUGGGGGAGGACGGAUCAGUGCAAAUCGCAGAUUUCGGUGUAAGUGCCUUCUUAGCCACUGGUGGUGACGUGACUCGAAAUAAAGUGCGGAAGACGUUUGUGGGAACGCCAUGUUGGAUGGCUCCAGAAGUGAUGGAGCAGGUGAAAGGUUACGACUUCAAAGCAGACAUCUGGAGUUUUGGGAUCACAGCCAUCGAGCUGGCCACAGGUGCCGCUCCUUACCACAAAUACCCUCCUAUGAAGGUGUUGAUGUUGACCCUGCAGAAUGAUCCGCCUUGUCUUGAGACUGGAAUCACAGACAAGGAGAUGGUGAAGAAAUAUGGGAAAUCCUUGAGGAAGAUGAUCUUGUUGUGUUUGCAGAGGGACCCAGAGAAAAGGCCGACAUCAUCAGAACUCUUAAAACAUAAAUUCUUCCAGAAAGCCAAGAAUAAUGAAUUCCUGCAGGAGAAAUUAUUACAGAAAGCACCUACAAUUACAGAAAGAGCGAGAAAGGUUCGGCGAGUUCCUGGCUCCAGUGGGAGACUCCAUAAAACAGAAGAUGGACAAUGGGAAUGGAGUGAUGAUGAACUGGAUGAGGAGAGCGAGGAGGGCAGAGCUGCUAUUGCUGCCUUACGGGAGCAGCAGUCCAAGUCGACAAGGCGACAAGUCCGUUUCUCUCAGCCUCUUGAGCUGCCCCCACCCAGGGUUGUUCAGUUUUCCCGCACUAACAUGCAAUAUGGUCACUUCUGGUCACUACAUGAUCUUUGUAUUCCAAUAUUCCAGCCUUUCAGCAGUCACCUCCAGCCUGAACUACCUCAGUCUGCUGGCCAGGGCCCGGCCAACACUCAACACACUGUCCCAACUACUACCCCAACCCCAGCUGCGAACCCUGCGCAGCCCCCAGUUCCUGGAGCCGAUGCCUCACCGUCCCCGAUCAGUUUAGUAUUAAGGUUAAGAAACUUGAAAAAGGAACUGAAUGACAUACGAUUUGAGUUCAUGCCAGGCAGAGACACAGCAGAUGGGGUUUCUCAGGAGCUGGUAUCGGCCGGCUUGGUAGAUGGGAGAGAUUUAGUUAUAGUGGCUGCUAAUUUGCAGAAGAUAGUCGAAGAGCCUCAUUCCAAUAAAAAUGUCACAUUUAAACUGGCCUCUGGCGUUGAGGGCUCUGAGAUUCCUGAUGAUGUCAAACUCUUGGGAUUUGCUCAGCUCAGCAUUAACUAAACUUUGGCUCUGUGCGGGACCAUGACUUGCCUACAAAUGUGAAAACAAACCAACACUACCAACAGAAUGACACAUUGAUGCAUUUUUUUCCCCCUUUCAAUUGCCCUAAAGAAACCACUGUUGCCAAAGAGAAAAGUACCCUAGCACCAGCCCAUAGGAUUUCAAACGGCCCAGCGGAAGAGUUGCACAAACAUGAGAGUGAUCAGAAUUUGUAGGAAUCGAUUAAAAUAAAGUUUAGAAUUUAUUUGUAUAAGGAUGCAAUUAUCAUAACCAGAUAUAACCUCUUAAUGUUCUUCUAAUGUUUAUCUUUCUUUUCUUCUGUUUUUUGAUUGUCCUAGUUUUGCCAAAUCUGUACGGACACCCUAAAAAUGAACAAUGUAAAAAUGCCUCCAAUAUAACUACUGAGCGCAUACACUCUUAAAAAUAAAGGUGCUUCACUAUACCAUAG
Messenger RNA from Sinocyclocheilus rhinocerous, 2255 nucleotides. Its product is annotated as serine/threonine-protein kinase OSR1-like. The transcript has 19 exons. Gene Ontology annotation, biological process: positive regulation of T cell chemotaxis; intracellular signal transduction; negative regulation of potassium ion transmembrane transporter activity. Bases 152 to 1807 code for a protein of 551 amino acids. The record is from RefSeq and is a predicted model, not a curated record. NCBI's taxonomy places the organism in Eukaryota, Metazoa, Chordata, Actinopteri, Cypriniformes, Cyprinidae. Gene Ontology annotation, molecular function: ATP binding; protein serine/threonine kinase activity. Gene Ontology annotation, cellular component: cytosol; cytoplasm.